This is a messenger RNA of Drosophila kikkawai, 1242 nucleotides long. It is a transcript of the gene ttm3, whose product is annotated as tiny tim 3. Lineage: Eukaryota; Metazoa; Arthropoda; Insecta; Diptera; Drosophilidae. Gene Ontology annotation, cellular component: TIM23 mitochondrial import inner membrane translocase complex. Gene Ontology annotation, biological process: protein import into mitochondrial matrix. The record is from RefSeq and is a predicted model, not a curated record.
UCCCCUAUUUGUGUUUGUACUCAAAUUCAAUAGUCAGAUUUGAUAAUAAUAAAAAUAUCCGUAAUCAUAUAGGAACUAUCCAACUAAAGUUUAUCAUGCUCAAUUAUGGCACAUGGAUGCGUAGAGUUUAUAUAUGGAUGGGAAACUGCGGGAAGGAGCAAUGUUUUCUGAGGCCGCGGGAAAGGGUCGGCACCAAGAUAUUCCAGCAAAGAAUGCAAAAAUCUACCGAUAACCCGAGACCCAACAUUUUCUUGAGAUCCAAAAGAUUCUACGGAUAUAGCAUUGUGAUUGGGAGCCUUUUCGGCGCCGUCAUGUGGGCUGUGUAUGAGCUUGGAAAGCCCGUGGUGGACCAUCGUGGUCCCGUCGAUGAUGAGUACAGUGAGCUGCCUUGGUUUCGUCAGUACUUCAUGCGGAUGUGGCACUCGGUGCAGUACUACCAGAAAAUGAUGGAAGCACCCGUGAUAACGAAGUUGCUGCCGGAUAUCCUGCCUCCUCCCUAUAUACAGCCUCCGUAUACGUUGGUGCUGGAGAUAACGGAUGUACUGGUUCACCCGGACUGGACAUAUAAGACUGGUUGGCGGUUUAAGAAGCGUCCGGGCGUUGACUACUUCCUCCAGCAGUGCAGCAAGAACUUUGAGAUUGUAAUUUACACUUCAGAGCAGGGCAUGACCGCCUUCCCCCUUAUAGAUGCCCUGGAUCCUUACGGUUACACCACGUACCGAUUGGUCCGAGGGGCCACGAAAUUUGUGGAGCGGCAGCAUAUUAAGGACCUAGACUACCUUAAUCGGGACCUGAGUCGAGUCAUUGUGGUGGACUGCGGUCGGAAGGCGACGCCCCUGCAUCCGGACAACGCUUUUGUGAUGACCAAAUGGCAGGGCAACGAUGACGAUGUGCAACUCUUCGAUCUGACGGCUUUCCUCCAACUUGUGGCAGAGCACCAGGUGCCCGACGUACGAGAAGUUCUCCAUUAUUACAGUCAGUUUGAGGAUCCCAUUGAGCAGUUCAAGGAAAAUCAGCGACGACUGCAGGAACAAAAUCAGGAGAACAUUCAGAUGAUCCCUAGCAAUCAACGAAAGUGGUCAUUCGCUCUGAUGGGACGCUCGUGGCGGGGCUCUUAGAGACGGGAAUUCUAUAUCACUCCGUUCAACAUAUAUAAUUUAUAUCAAUGUAACCGGAAUGUGAGACUCUAACUGAAAACAUAUGUAAUCUGAUCAGGGAUCCUUUUUUAAAUUAAAAUUUUUA